This is a messenger RNA of Onychomys torridus (southern grasshopper mouse), 1149 nucleotides long. RefSeq names its product late endosomal/lysosomal adaptor, MAPK and MTOR activator 1 (gene Lamtor1). Gene Ontology annotation, cellular component: Ragulator complex; membrane raft; late endosome membrane. Gene Ontology annotation, molecular function: molecular adaptor activity; guanyl-nucleotide exchange factor activity. Bases 160 to 645 code for a protein of 161 amino acids. Gene Ontology annotation, biological process: cholesterol homeostasis; lysosome organization; positive regulation of MAPK cascade. The transcript is spliced from 5 exons. The record is from RefSeq and is a predicted model, not a curated record. Lineage: Eukaryota; Metazoa; Chordata; Mammalia; Rodentia; Cricetidae.
GGGACCGGAAGCCGAGAUUUGGCUGUGGUGCCGAGAGGCUUCGGGACAGGCUAGGCGGGGGAGGGGAGCGGGCGGCAGCCCCGGGUCAUGUGACCGGAAAGGCUCCUGACGGACGCCGUCCCUCCUCGGCGCCGCCUGAGCGCCCGGCCCGACCCCGCCAUGGGGUGCUGCUACAGCAGCGAAAACGAGGACUCGGACCAGGAUCGGGAGGAGCGGAAGCUAUUGCUGGACCCCAGUAGCACCCCCACCAAAGCCCUCAAUGGAGCCGAGCCCAACUACCACAGCCUACCUUCAGCUCGCACAGAUGAGCAGGCCCUGCUUUCUUCCAUCCUUGCCAAGACAGCUAGCAACAUCAUUGAUGUGUCUGCUGCAGACUCCCAGGGCAUGGAGCAGCAUGAGUACAUGGACCGGGCAAGGCAGUACAGUACUCGCUUGGCUGUGCUUAGCAGCAGUCUGACCCAUUGGAAGAAGCUGCCUCCGCUGCCGUCUCUCACCAGCCAGCCCCACCAAGUGCUGGCCAGCGAGCCCAUCCCCUUCUCUGACUUGCAGCAGGUCUCCAGGAUAGCUGCUUAUGCCUACAGUGCACUUUCUCAGAUCCGUGUGGACACGAAAGAAGAGCUGGUUGUGCAGUUUGGGAUCCCAUGAAGAGAGGGGUCCUGGGACAGCUCUUCCCUCCUCUCCAUCCCGUCUCCACCCCACCUCUUCUGGCCCCCAGCCUCACUGUGGCUUUCUACAGUACUUAACCUGCUACUAACCGUGGAGAAGAAUAUGGAGGAAAAGAGCCAGGCUAGAAGCCUGACAAGUGAGGACUAAGCAGGGGGGAGGACCAGUCGCCACUGGCCUUCAAUUCCUGGCUGGGGUGAGUUGGGGCCAAGAGGACAGGGCCUGGCAGAUCUUCACAGUCACUGUAGGGGUGAACACCGGAGACCUAGGGGAUCCCCUUCCCACCCUUUCUCUUGGCCUCCAAUUCACUCCUGUCCCCUUCCCUGACUUGGUGCUCAGAGGCACCUCACUAGGGAUUAUGACCAGGGUCUAGAUGAGCUUGAAUCUGAAUUGAGUUUGUGUUUCUAGCACCCUGGGUUUUUACAUGUUUGGUCUUUUUGUUUUUGUUUGUCACCCCUCGAUAAAGGAAGUAUAUUCAUUUGUGUU